This is a messenger RNA of Achroia grisella, 4374 nucleotides long. RefSeq lists its product as uncharacterized. Lineage: Eukaryota; Metazoa; Arthropoda; Insecta; Lepidoptera; Pyralidae. Gene Ontology annotation, biological process: DNA integration. Gene Ontology annotation, molecular function: nucleic acid binding. The coding region runs from base 1 to 4374 and encodes 1457 amino acids. The transcript is spliced from 2 exons. The record is from RefSeq and is a predicted model, not a curated record.
AUGGAGAAAAUAUUACAAUUACUUAACGUACAAGAAGAAAGAUGUGAACAAAUUUCUAAGGGACAACGAAAUUAUCACAAAAGUCCAAAACAAAGAAUUACAUUGAGCUACUUAGAAACGCGUUUGGAAAGUUUAGACAAGACAUGGCAAUCAUUUAAAACCGAUCAUGAUCAACUAAUUGCAGAAAUUAAAAGGGAAAAACGUAAAGAAAUUGAAUACUUUAAGAAUGAUAUUUACAACCAAUGUGAAGAAAUAUAUAUCGAAUACAAGGGAGAUUUACGAAAUGAAAUACAAAAAUUGUCACCUAAGAAUGAAAAACAACCAGCAGAAAAACAACUUAAAACUACCGAAAUUACCUUACCGACUAUCAAAAUUCCUAUAUUUUCAAGCAAAUACACGGAUUGGCAAUCCUUCCAUGAUUUAUUCAAUACAUUAAUCCAUUCAAAUAAGAACCUAGACAAUGUUCAAAAACUUCAUUAUCUCAAAACAUCUGUGACGGGUGAAGCUGAACAGUUACUUAGAACAACUGCACUGGUGGAUGUGACUUCAAGUCAUAGUAAUAUACACACCUACCGUGCUCUCAUUGAUCAAGGCUCUCAAGCCACGUUUGUGUCAGAAGAUCUUGUUCAGACCUUGGGUUUGAAAAGAGAGAAAACCAGCGGCGUGGUAUCAGGAUUGAGUGGAGGAAUAAAAUUACAAACCAAAUAUACAGUACAGCUUGAACUUCGAUCAAGACUGAAAACAAACUUCACUAUCCUUAUUAGAGCGUAUGUAUUACGCAAUAUCACAAACUACUUACCUACACAGCAAGUUACGAUGUCUAGUUGGCCUGCCCUUGAAAACAUAACACUAGCAGAUCCAGGGUUUAAUAUUCCGAACAAAAUACACCUACUGCUAGGAGCUGAAGUCUAUAGCAAAAUCAUAGAUGUCGGAUUGCUGAAGAGUCCAUCUGGGUCCAUUAUAGCACAAUCUACACAUCUGGGCUGGAUUCUAUCUGGUGAUACUAGCAACACACAACCUGAAACACAAAAACAAUUAACUAAUUUACAUGUAUGUAUAUGUGAUAAUGAUAUACUGAAAAAAUUUUGGGAGAUUGAAAACGAAGUACUUACCUCUGAAAGAAAAAUUACCCAAGAAGAAAAGAAAUGUGAGGAGUUAUACAAACAAACUACAAUAAGAACGGAAUCUGGUAGAUAUAAGGUGCAUUUACCUUUUAGAGAAGAUGUAGAGCCAGCAGAAAAGUGUGGUAAAACUAAAGAAAUAGCUACUUCUAGAUUUUUACAACUGGAAAGACGAUUCAAAUACAACAAUAAAUUAAAACAAGAAUAUAGUACUGUGAUCAAUGAGUAUCUCAAACUAGGACAUAUGAUAGAAGCUUCCGAAGAUAUUGAUGAUGCAAUUUACCUACCGCAUCACGCUGUACUUAGAGAAGACAAAGAUACUACAAAACUGCGUGUCGUCUUCGACGCGUCGGCUAAGGGAUCCAAGGGAUACUCACUUAAUGAUACCAUGAUGACUGGUCCUGUAAUUCAAAGAGACUUACGAACACUAUUAAUGGAGUGGAGAACAUUUAAAAUAGUACUCAUAAGUGAUAUUGUGAAGAUGUACCGUCAAGUGCUGGUGACAGACAAACAUACAGAUUAUCAAAGAAUAUUGUGGCGGGAAAGCCCUCAUAAAGAUAUAGCCUCAUACAAACUACUUACUGUAACCUUUGGUACAGCUGCAGCACCAUUUUUGGCAGUCCGUACUCUCAUACAAAUAGCAGAAGAUGAAGGACAUCGAUUUCCUUUAGCCGCUGAAAUUGUAAAAAAAUCAUUUUAUAUGGAUGACCUGAUGAGUGGAGCUAAUGAUAUACAUCAAGCGAUGGAAAUUUAUAGACAACUGGAUGAGUUGCUGAAAUGUGCUGGAUUUGAAUUACAAAAGUGGUCCAGUAACUCUGACAAAUUAUUAGAUAAAAUCAUACAAAAUAAAGAAAGAAAUAUAAAACCAUUGGAGAUUAAAUUUGAUAAAAUUAUUAAAAUACUGGGACUUUCUUGGGACAGAUUAGAUGACAAAUUCAAAGUUUACAUUAACUUACCUCAUGUACCAGAUACAAUAACAAAACGAAGCAUUCUGUCUGAGGUGGCACGCCUAUUUGAUCCCUUCGGGUGGCUAUCUCCAAUUAUAGUAAAGGUUAAGAUAUUAAUUCAAAAAUUAUGGCUCUGUACAUGUGGGUGGGAUGAAGAUAUACCAACAAACCUGAAAGAAGAAUGGUUAUGUUUCAGAAAACAACUCCCAGAAUUAGAAGUGAUACACAUAGAAAGAUGGAUUCAUACUUACCAAGAAAAUGAAAGAGUUGAACUACAUGGAUUUGCAGAUGCUUCCACAGUUGCAUAUGCAGCUGUGGUCUAUGUAAGGGUAGUUAGCAGAGAUAAUAUUUUUGUAACUAUACUAGAAAGUAAAACUAAAGUGGCACCACUAAAACAGAUUUCCAUUGCUCGUCUGGAGUUGUGUGCAGCCGUUCUACUUUCAAAACUACUGGCAGAAGCCGCAAAUACUUUAAAAAUAUCCAGUAGUAACAUAUUUGCUUAUACAGACUCGAUGGUAGUAUUAGCUUGGAUUGCAUCUCAGCCAACAAAGUGGCAAACAUUUGUAGGUAAUAGGGUUACAGAAAUUCAAACCAGAUUAAACAAUAAAUGUUGGAGUCACGUAAAUUCUAUGGAGAACCCUGCUGAUAUCGCGUCACGUGGUGUCAAUCCAUCUGAAUUAAAAGAAAAACAAACCUGGUGGAAGGGUCCCACUUGGUUAAGCCAAGAAAUUUCACAGAAGUCAAUGACAACAAUACCUGAAACAAAGUUAGAAGAAAGAAAACAACAUACAAAGGUUUUCAUAUGUGAAAAAGAUGAACCGAUCUGGAACAGAUUUUCAACACUUACCAGAAUGAUUCGGGUACUCAGCUAUUGUCGUCGUUUACUGCACCUGAAAACAAAAAAAGAUAUUAGAAUGAAAUUAAACACUUAUUUAACUAGUGAAGAGUUAAGAAUAACUUUAGAUACAUUAAUAAAAAUGGUACAACAAGAAGAAUUUUUAGAAGAAAUUAAUGAUUUAAAACAAAAUAGAAAAAUAAAAAAACGAAGUAAACUCUAUUUCUUAUCACCUUACCUUGAUACUGAUGGUCUUCUACGAGUAGGUGGAAGAAUACAAGCUUCUCAGUUAUCACAACAACACAAACAUCCAAUUAUUAUACCCAAUAAUACUCACCUUACAAUUUUAAUUAUACGAGAUGCUCACUUAAAAUUAUUACAUGGUGGUGUUGCCCUUACCAUAAAUUAUUUGAGAAGUCGCUACUGGAUUAUUAGUUUAAAACAAUUAGUAAAAAAAUGUUACCGAGAAUGCACAGUUUGUUUAAGAUAUAGAGGCAAGACAAUACAACCUAAGAUGGGUCAAUUACCUGCCGUUCGCGUUCAACCAGGACGCGCCUUUAAGACCAGCGGAGUAGAUUUUGCUGGACCAAUACAAAUGAGAGCAUCCAAGGGUAGAGGCCAAAAGGCUUACAAGGGAUAUUUGUGUCUCUUUAUUUGCAUGAAAACAAAAGCAGUCCACAUUGAAGCUGUAAGUGACCUUACUUCACAGGGUUUUAUCGCUGCCUUUAGAAGAUUUGUGUCACGUCGAGGUCACUGUUCCGAUUUAUACAGUGACAAUGGCUUGAAUUUCGUUGGAGCUGCAAGAGAACUUACACAGAUGUUGAACCAAGCCAUGAUUGGCGUAUUAAAAGAGGUUGCCGAAUUACUCAGUAAUGAUGGCACUACGUGGCAUUUUAUACCCCCGAGAGCACCAAAUUUCGGUGGGCUUUGGGAAGCAGGAAUUAAAAUACUUAAGACAAAUAUUAUUAAAAUAAUCGGCGAUUCAAAACUGACCUUCGAGGAAAUGACAACCUUGUUACAUCAAAUCGAAGCUUGUCUCAAUUCGCGACCUAUUUGUUUGCUCAAUGAUUAUCCUGAUGAUCUUGCACCACUUACACCUGGACAUUUUCUUGUUGGUGAACCAUUAAUUAGCAUACCUGAGAAGAAUGAUGAGGAUGAAAAAUGUAUUAGUCCUUUGAAUAGAUGGAGAUUAACACAAAGAUUAAUGUUACAAUUCUGGCGCAGAUGGUCCAGAGAAUAUUUACACACCAUGCAACAACGUCAUAAAUGGCAAAAUUCGAACCAAAUUCCGGAGAUAGAUGAUGUCGUCAUUAUAAAGGAUGACUUGCCCCCAACUAAGUGGCUACUGGGGCGUAUAUUACACAAGCACACUGGUCCAGAUGGACAUGUGAGAGUUGUGACACUCAAAUGUAAAAAUUCAACGCUAAAACGCCCUAUUUCAAAACUUAUUCCGUUGCCAAAAUUCCAAUAA